Molecule: messenger RNA, 2011 nt
Organism: Ruditapes philippinarum (Manila clam)
Lineage: Eukaryota; Metazoa; Mollusca; Bivalvia; Venerida; Veneridae
Product: thyrotropin-releasing hormone receptor-like
Exons: 1
Coding region: 781-1920 (379 amino acids)
Biological process (GO): G protein-coupled receptor signaling pathway
Cellular component (GO): plasma membrane
Molecular function (GO): G protein-coupled receptor activity
Source: RefSeq, a predicted model, not a curated record
AGACGAGUGAGAGAAAGUAUCAUUCUAUGUGAAAGGAAUAUUAUUAAAUUAUCAGUGUCAGUUAAUGCUCUGAUAAUUUGGAAUAUUUAGUUUUUGAAAUUAUCUAAGAAAUUCUUGGGAACUUGAUAUUUUAGUGUACAAUUUAAAUAACUAUAUAUGAACAUAUAAGUAAAUUGUAGUUUAAGGCAUGAGUAAGAUGUUAUAAGUAAUAUAAAAAAGAUUCAGAUGUACAAAACAGAAAUAAAGUAAAGAUAGAACAAAAAGAUAUAUUUUGGAGAAAAACAAUGAAAUGUUUUAUAAUUUUAUCUAAUUAUAUAAACUCGUGAAAUUAAUUACAUAAAAUGUCAAUUUAGUAUACGAUUGUGAGGGCUCGGAACAUUUAAAAAAAGCGAGUACAAUAAAAAAAAGACAAAAGACAAAACCUCAUGCAGGCAUUAAAAAUCUGUAAUUAAUCCCUGUCAAUUUGAACUAAAUUACAUUUCAAUUUUCGGGAUAUACAGCAAUUUCAUACAACACGUUAAAAAUUAGACAGACGGUUAAUAAAUUGAAACGGUAGAAUGUCACCGAUUGUUAUCUUUAAAAGGAGAAAAUGCAUUGUGUCUAAUAUAACCGAGAAACGGGCAAGAAACAUCACCAUACUUUUUAUCAGAUUUGGAAUAAUUACUCGUGGAUCAAGGAAAACUCUUCAGUAUUUGUAUCAGGAGCGUAAAUAACUUUUCUUAAGUAGGUGAAUUGGAUAAACAUUUUCUUGUGUUUGCAAAGAAGUUAUUUAUAAUCAAAAUGGAAUUUGCCAACAUGACGAACAUAACGAUUAAUCAGACAUGGCAAUAUAAUUUUAUGCAACAGGAUGCAUCCCAAGAGGUGUGGAUUGGAAGAGUAAAACUUCUCAGAAGUAUAUGUGUGCCGUUGAUAGUUGGAGCUGGGCUUUUUGGAAACACCUUAUGUUUUAUUGUGUUCGUCACUAAAAAUAUGAGAAAAUCUUCUUGUUCCGUGUUUCUUGCAUCGUUAGCGUUCGCAGACAACUCAUAUUUAAUUUGCCUCCUUCUCACAUGGAUUGACGGAGAUGUCACGACGAUAAUGAACGCCGACUUUGCGUGCCAAGUCUUGAUAUUUAUGACAUACAUUACGUCAUUCUUAAAUGCGUGGUUCAUAGUUGGAUUUACCUUCGAACGCUUCCUUGCCAUUUGCCUUCCUCUUCGGACAGGAUAUAUGUGUAGCGUGUUUCGCGAGAAAGUUUCAGUAACAACAUUGUGUAUUUCGGCCUGCCUUAUGUACAGCUUUAGUUUUUGGACAACUGGGCUCAUACAAUGGGGUCCAACAAAGCGAUGCUCACAUAAAAUUGAAUACUUCGAGUUCCUUAGUGUAGUCACCUGGAUCGAUACAUUCUUAACAAUGUUAAUACCCUUCUCUGUUAUACUUUGUAUUAAUUCGUUGGUCUUAAGAACAGUCAUUAAAGGCACGCUUGCACAGCGACGAAUGCAAGAAAAGCGACAACGGAGAAGCGACGCUGCGGAACAUAGUCUUAUUGAAGAUAAGACUGAAAAUGCUAAACCAGUAAGAAUGGCAGGAAAGCAAAGAUCAUUAACGCAAGUCCGGGUAGCAAAGACACUUUUUGUUGUUUCUUUGAUUUUUAUAUUUCUUAACUUACCGUCCCACGCUAUACGACUCUAUCAUCUUAUAGAUACAAGCACAUCAGAAAACCAGUCCGUGUCUAUAGAAUUCUACUUCUUUCAGGAACUUACACUUAUGCUGUAUUAUACGACUUUUAGUUGCAAUUUUGUGUUGUAUACACUUUUUGGGCGGAACUUUAAGAAUUCGCUUAUCCUGCUCAUACAUUGUAAAACCCUAGCCGAUGACCGUAAGAAGAAAAUGCUUCAAAAGCUCACACCUUCCGAAGAUAAACGCAUUUCUAAAAUGUAAUAAAUGUUAUCUGUACUGUCAUUUUAUUGUUAUUUAAGAAUCAUUUUGAAAUUAUGUUUCGAUAUACAUCGUAUAUUAAAAACAAAACAGA